Messenger RNA from Trichomonas vaginalis G3, 870 nucleotides. Its product is annotated as bacterial SH3 domain-like protein. Bases 1 to 870 code for a protein of 289 amino acids. The transcript has a single exon. Lineage: Eukaryota; Parabasalia; Trichomonadida; Trichomonadidae. The record is from RefSeq and is a predicted model, not a curated record.
AUGUUGGGUAUUUUGUUUGCUUUUGUCUCUGCAAAGAGACUACACAAGUAUGAUUAUUCGAAGAAUCCUCAAGCAAAUGGAGAUGGAACAGGCGUAGUGUUUGCUGGAGGAUAUGGAGCAAACAUAAGGUCGGGUCCAAGUACAAGUUCUUCGAUUAUUGGAGCUGCCGCUGAUGGAACACAAGUAACUGUUAUCGGACACCAAAACGAUUGGUGGCAAGUCAACAGAAAUGGCCAAACAGGUUAUAUCAAAGCAGAAUUACUUCAUGUCAGAGGUAAAGUUGACGCAGAUAUAGGUCUAAAAAUUCGCUCCGGUCCCGGUACAAAUUACGCAAGGGUAGGUGGCCUUCCGAACAACGCCGUCGUUACAAUUUAUGAUGUUUCCUCAAAUUGGUACAAAGUUGAUCAAGGAUGGGUUUGUGCCGAUUACGUUUCACUCGUGUCUGGUGGUGCUGGACCAACUCCAUCUCCUUCUGGUCAAGUAAUCAAGCAGUACGAUCCUAGGUUCAACCAAAACAUCAGGAAUUGGGGAUGCGCAUUCAUGUCACUCUGCUGGCUCGGCGGAGUCAACUCCAUCGAAGGAUGCACUGCCAACUAUAACUUGGCCGUCAGCAGAAACUGGAUGCGUUCCGAUUGCUACAUCUUAAGCUGGUAUUCAAUUAUUCCACUAACAGGUGCAAAAUCCUGCCGCAUUGGUGGAAGAUACGCUCCUGUUGGAGCAAAUGAGAAAGAAAUUCUCGCUUGCAAGAAUGCAAGAGUUCCAAGCCAUUACGUCGUCGGAGACAGAAAUGGUGGUAUCGAGUAUGAUACAGGUCAUGCGGGCUAUGUUUCCUAUAAUGACCAUUACAAGAAAAUCAUUUAUACUUACUAA